Molecule: messenger RNA, 4028 nt
Organism: Mus musculus (house mouse)
Lineage: Eukaryota; Metazoa; Chordata; Mammalia; Rodentia; Muridae
Product: predicted gene, 46608
Exons: 1
Coding region: 3067-3693 (208 amino acids)
Source: RefSeq, a predicted model, not a curated record
UGAAUGCUCUGAGUCAGUAUGAAAAUUGGUCAACACAGAGUGCAUUUGAAGCUCAGUGUAGAGUCCUAAAAUUAAUAGUUAUUUUUUGCUUGAAGAUCUGUAUAAAUGUGGAAUGAGAAGGUCACAUUACAUGGCAUGAGGGCCUGCAUCCUGCUCUGAGUGUUUCUACCUCUACAGUUUCAUUUAGGGUCAAAUGAGCAGAAACUUUACACUACCAGUUAAUAUUUAACUGCUGGGCAGGGGGUGAAGCUGGAUGCUGGGGCUACAUCUGGAAGGAUCACAUUAGCUCUGUAAUCACAAAUCACACUACAGCAGUCGAGGGAGUCACGCUCCUCAUCUUACUAGAGAUAUAAACAUGCUUUAGUGAAAGGAAGACAUACUACUACUACUACUACUACUACUACUACUACUACUACUGGACUGAUUUCUUGCAUACAAAAUAAAUAAGACAAUCGUGCUAAAUGCACACACAUAUAGAGACAUAGACCGAAAAAUAACAACUCUCCGGGCCCUAAUCUUCAAAUGCUGAAGUUUCACAUUUGAACAUGACCACAAUCCCUACAUCAUUUUCAAUGCUCUGAACAGUAUCUAUAUGAUAAACCACUUUAUAGUUUAGGAGGAUACUCGAACGUUUUGUGGAGUUAAUUAUACAAACAUACCUAGACUCCUCCCAUCCCCCUCAUAGAAAUUUUUAUAAUUUAGAUUAUUUCUUUCAAAGAAUAUUGGAACAAAGAACCAUCAUACAUUGAAUGUGCAGUUUUUAGUUCUUAUAAAAAACUCCAUGGCAAUAAAGACAGACCUGCUUGGAAUAUUGUUAAGUUUUUACUCUAAAUGUGGAGAGAUGCAACAAGCUAGUAGAGCCAAUGAAAUUGAACAGAAAGCACAUUUCCACUCCUAGCUAAUUAGUAUAAAAAUGAAGAGCCAAUUUUAUUGUUAAUAGACGAGUUUUCACUGAAAGAGCUAUUACAAGGAUCUUCAUAUACCUGUGUAUACCUAUCUUCAUGUACAUUUAUCCUGCACAUUUUGAAAACUGUAUUAGAAUGUUUGCAAUAACAGGACUGAAGGAUCUAUAAUAAUUGCUGAGAUUGUAAGCUUGAAGGUACAUAUCUCAAUAAACUUUGUAGUCUACAUUGCAUUCAUCAUGUUGUGUGAUCAAUACAUGUGCACAAUGUGCAGAAGAGUGGGAGACAGACAAAGAUGGGAGCCUAUGGAUGAGUGCCUGGGCAAGGUCAGUGGCCCCAAAGGCCAUGUGUUCACUUGCUGUACAGUCCUGGACUGCCUCCACUAGCCACUAAGCUGUUCCUAGGCAACCAACCAUCUCAGUUCAAAUAUGGCUACUCACACCUCCCCACGUGUCGGGGGAAGCACUGAAGGAACUAAAUCAGGUAAGAAUUUUAACCUCAAGUAUGCAACUAGCUAAUGACACUCCUCUUUGAACACCAAAGUCAUGAGAGCCUACACAUGUGCUGUUGUUGGGGUUAGGAACUCUCAAAGCGUGAGAGUCUCUGAUGGCAAACAAACUGACGCACAGAUCUGACAUGGCAUGUGAGAAAUGUGACAGAAACAACUAAACAUUUAACAAAAAAUAGAGGUGGCAUAUGGGAGCUGGAGUGGGGCUUUUGGGCAACUAGGGAAAACUUUACAAGGGUACACCAAGCCCAGAGCCCUACAGAUGCCAAGCAUGUGUAGAGGUCAAGACACAUGAGGAGUCCAUCUAGUGAGCUUGGGCAGCAACAUCUCUUGGGGCCUAAUAGGUCUUGGGAAACUCUGGAUAUUUUUUUUCUUAACCUGAGAAAUCAGGCAAAACUAAGCAGGGGAAGAGAAAAUGCACUAAAUGGCUACUAUUUCCAAGUGAUGGGUCCACCAGGGAUUGAGCCAUGGUGAAUGAAUAUUGCCUAUUAUUUUCAUUCAACUACAUUAUAAAAGUGGUUGGACAUAUGGGUCAAAAAUUAUGUAACACUGUAAUGAAUUCAAAGGAUUUACUGGAUAGGGUCAGUAAAAUGGGGAUGGGGGCACUCUGGUAUAAAAUAUACAUGGAUUUGAACAGCAGAUAGGGCUCAUUGGCUAUAGUGCUGGAUAAAAUUAUUCAGUUUCCCUCUUCCUCUUCAGGGGUUUCCUCUUAUGUAAAACUUGGGGCUGCCAGGAUUGCCUAAGGUACAGGACUGCUCUGAUUGAGCUAUAGAGGGAGAGCAGUUACCAAAGGGCCUAUAAGUGUGACCAACUUACAAAGGGGACUUCUCUUGCACAAACACAGACAAUGUAUAAUAAUUCAGUGACAAAAUAUUUUUUAAUAAUAUACAAGAAAGAAACCUCGUUUUUUUCUAGAUUCUGAAGAAAGAUUUAGAAAAUGUAGUAACAGCUUUUUGAUCAAAUUAUUCCAUGCUUUCACUAAUUUAUUGUUUAGAGAUAAUUAAGGGAUUAUCUAUAGUACUAAGAACUACUAUAGCCAUUGUUGGAAAAUUAAAAUUAUUUCAAUUACAUGUUAACUUUGUUCAUCAUUUGCUCUAAAAAACGUAGUUUAAUGGACAACUAGAAAACCAAAACCCAAACCAACCCAAACUGUAGUCUUUAAAUAAAAUAAUCAGAAGCUACUGGCCAGGAAAAGAGUAAAAUUGCUUUAAAUACCGUUGGUACCACACAAACUUCGAAAAUGCUCUUUAGAAAUCGCGUAAAUCAAAGUUUAAAACAACAACAACAAAAAAAGCAAUCCAACUAGCCUGCUUACGUACACAUUUAAAAUACAGUGAGAUGAUUCCCAGAAAAUUAUAGCCAGGGCCAACUCUCAAAAUGGUUAAUUUGACAAUCUUGUCUACAUUUUAAUGGAGCAUGUUAUAGAGAACUUGCAACAAAACAGGGAUGAUGCAGAUUUAAUGACCGACAGCUUCUAUAAAUCGCAGGACUUCAUUGCUGCAAUUCGGAACAUUGUUUCCGAAACAAAUGUAACCGGCAGAACUUCCUCUACACGCCAUAGAAAGCCCCUGUCCUGGCCCUCUGCCUGUCAUUUAUUUAUUUAUUUUUGUCAAGUAGGUAAAAAUAGGCGUUGGCCACUUCGUUUUUUCCCCGAAUAUGUACUCCUCACACAGGCUCCCUUGUGCGGGGGCCGCACCGCUGAGGAGCCAGCGCCUCCGCCACCAGGGACUGGAACCUGCGGUGAGGAUUAACGGAACCGCGCGUCACGCCGCAUGGAACAGAGCCCGCCCGCACGCCCGUGGGUGCGCACGCGUGUGCCGUCUCCGCCCACGGUCCGGGGCCGCCUCGCAGCCCACGGCAACGCGAGGCCCGUCACGCGUGGCGCUGGCUCCAGGGGAAACCUCACUGGAGUCCCUACCGCCGGAGACACUUGCGGUGUGGGCGCCCACGCCAACUCAGUCCGCCGCCACCUCGCACCCCAAGCGAUCCGACGGCCGGGUUUCCCGCCCCGCGAGGUGGGCGCCGCGCCAGAACGGUUCGGUCCCGCUCCUCCGUCCGCAGGCCAUCUUCGUCCCGCUCCACCCCCACGCAGGCGCGCUCCAGGCCCGCUUCCCCCCCACCCCCCGCCCCCACGGCGCGCUCUCCGCCAGGUGGGGCGGAGCGACCCUCGGAAGGGGCGUGGUCACAGUCCUCGACGCGCGCACGCGCUCUCAGCCUCUCGGCUACGUGUCUGGACACGUGACGCCCACCCGAGAGUCCCCAGUGAAGCAACAGGACGUUUAAAAAAAAAAAAUUUUUUUUUUUUUGAGGGGGUAGCGAGGAAGGUGGACGAAGAGGUUUAAGAAAAAAAAAAAAAACCCAAACUAUAGUAACGCGCGCGGACGCGAGGCCCGGGCGGCGGCGAGCGCAGCGCGUCGCGGAGAGUCCCGCCGGGAUUCCUCUCAGCCGCCGCACCCGACCGCGCCCGCCGCCUCAGCAACAGCGCGCCGACGAGCCAGCGCCGCCGCCCGCGUCCCCCUCAGCCGCGACCCCGGCCCCGCGCGGGCGGCCACCGGCGCGCGUCCUCCCCGCCGCGGCCCGGCCCUGCGCCGGCCGUCCCGCCCGAGCGGCCAGGGGCG